CCCCCCCCCCGCUUUAGCAGAUACACUAGCCAACCCAGGGAGGUGGAGAGAGACCUGCUCCAAGGAAACAGAGUGGCCAGAUAGAACAAAUAAAAAGACCAGAUGUCCAAUUAAAUUGGGGUUUUAGAUAGAAAUAACCAAUAAUUCUUACAGCAUAAGUAUAUCUCAUGUGAUCUUUAGGACUUACUUAUACCAAGAAAAAGUGUCUGAAAUAUACAUUUAAGGGAGCUCCUAUAUUUUAUCUGCCAGCCCUGUGAAGAGGUGGAAAGGACCUUAGGAGUUGAGCGCUGGGCUGUUGUGUGAGAUUCAGCCCACUUUGAAGCGAGAGAAACUGAGAUCCAGAGCAGGCUGAGGCUUGUUAAUUGACAGAGCUAAGGCGGGAGCCAAGACCUGGACUCCCAUCCCUCUUACUCAGUGGGCUGCCCUGGGAGGCCAGGCCUGGUGUCGCCCCCACCCCACAGCUCAGCAGAGCUGCCCUGGCCCCUCUGCCAGGUGCCUGCUGCAAGCCACAAAUCACGGGGUGCGAGGGGCUCAUCCUGCUUGGCCUCCCCUCCACCAUCCCUCUCCUGCUGCUCUGCCCAUGCUCAUCUCCUCGGCUUGGGGCUAAGACUUCCUCACACAGGAGGAUCUGCACGGAGUGAAUUUUCACAGUUGGGUUAUCACCUCCUAAAAAUAGGGCUGAAUGAUGGAUGGGAGCUGUCGCCAGGCCCUUGAGCUACGGGGCAUGGGAGUGAGGGAGGGGGAUGGGCCAGGGUGAAGGGUCCAUAGACACCCUGGCCAGGGCCGUCAAUCCCAGGGUGACUCCCUGGCCCCGUGUGGGCCUUAACCCACCUUCCCUGGCAGUGAGGAAGCUGCUGUGUGCUUGAGGUCUUCAGAGCUGAGUCUGAGCCUCUGGGAGGAGCCACCUGGACAACACCAGGCCAAGCGAUUCAUCUGCACAACUGGUGCCCCUGCCGAGCAGCCAAGAGGGUCUGAAUUCAGGUAGGGGUGCGGCCAUGCCUGGGAAUCAAGGACCUUGUCAUAAGGCUGCCCUGCCUGCUCCCUUCCCCAGCUGUGUCCUGUUCUUCAUUGUUUUAGCUUCUUGGCUUUCUCUCUCUCUCUCUUUUUUUUUUAAUAUUUUAUUUAUUCAUGAGAGACAGAGACACUGAGAGAAGCAGAGACACAGGCAGAGGGAGAAGCAGGCUCCAUGCAGGGAGCCUGAUGUGGGACUCGAUCCUGGGUCCCCAGGAUCACACCCCGGGCCAAAGGCAGGUGCCAAACCACUUAGCCACCCGGGAAUCCCCUAGCUUCUUGGCUCUUAAAGACUCAUCAGUCUGGCUUCAGGAUUCAGGUUGUUGAGAAUCUGUAGAGACGUGGCUGGGCUUCAGGCUGCAGAUGGGAAGGUGGGGGGCACGGGGGCUCCUUGCCUUCCACACACAUACAUACACACUCAGCCCAGGCAGUGAUGGACACACAGACACACACCUCUCUCCCUUGGUCUGUGGAGACACUAAUAUUUAAGCAUGGGUCUGGGUGUCAGGACUCCAGGUGGUGUCCCUGUUCAUCACUGCAGUCACCUAGCACUGGGCCAGCCUUCCUGAGGGAGGACCCCAACACCCCAUAGCAGGCUUGGGCCUCUGGCUGCCCAGGAGCCCAAGAAGGCUGCUGCUCAGCCAGUUGAGCCAAGAGCUUCCGGAGGCAGUGGAUGAGCUACAAGAGACCAUUCUGGCUCCGAUGGUGGCAACAGCAUGUAUGUUUAGACCCUCAGCACUUCUGAGGAUUGUGGCUAAAGCUGGCUGAGCCUCUGUGGGCCUGUGCCUGGCCUCCUUCUCCCAGGUUCUCCUCAGCUGGGGUCCCAGGGACUCCCUCCACACUCCAGGCCUGGGAGGUCCCCUGUUGUCUCUGGGAGGGGCCUGUCCCACAGUCAUGCCUGCAAGUCCUCAGGUUAGCACAGAACACCCUCCAGGUGUGCCCAGUGACAGUCCUCCCCUUGCCUCCUCAUGCUCUGUGCACUGCCCAGCCACAGAUGCCAAAAAGACACCGCCCCCCAGGAGAUAGGCAUACUGCUCUGCACAUGUCCGAGAUGUGUGACCCUUGGCCUUGGUCCCUUCUCCAGCCCAAAGCCCGCCCCACCCUGUCCCAUCUGCAUCUGUUGGCCAAUACUCUCUGGGGGUGAGGCGUCCUCGGAAUUACGAUAUUAAAUGCAGCUGCACCGAAACAUGGCCUCAAUCCAAUUAUGCCAGGAAACAAGAGGAGCCGCUUAGGCUAAUCCGGUUAUUCCGCCCCGGCUUCCCUUGGCAGCCCCGUAGGGAUGCCCAGGAGGAGCAGCCGUCUGGGUGGGCAGCAGCAGGACCGAAUGCCUGUCCCACUGCGAUCUGCCAGGUGCACACAGCUCCUGCUGGCAGGGAAGCCAUGGGGCCGUGGAGAUGCUUCUUGGCUCCCAGCCGGGUGGGAGAAUCCAUCGAUCAUCCUACAAAUGCUUCCUGAGCUCGGAGCUUCCAAGUGCCCCGGCCUCAUCUGGACAGGGGAACCUGGCACUGAGGGGAGAGCCGAGGCUCUGCCCUCAGGGAGGGUACCUGGAGCCGGGGAGACAGGCCAAGAGUAAAGCCGAAGGUGGUUUCAGAUCAGUGAUGGCAGGGAGGGAGAAGCCCAAGAGCGGGUGACACGGAAGCCAAAGCCCAGGCCAGCCAUGGGGGGCUGUCUGGCAGAGAGAAAAGCAAGAGCCCAGGGUGGGGAAGGAUCGGGCAGGCUCCGAACGGAUGGGGGACCGAGAGAUCGAGUGCAGGCUGGGAGGGAGCGCAGCUCUGCUCUCGGGAGGUGGAUGGGUCUGGGCUGUGGCAUGGGGGUGGCACGGCUAGCCCCAAGCAGGGGAGGGUCAGGGCAGGGUGGGAGCUGCAGGUGGACAGGACAGAAGUUGUACCGAAAGGAUUUAUUUCCUGGUGACCAUGUUGGGGAUGAGGGUGUGGGAGGCCCCACAGCCUCUCCUUGCUCCCACCAAAAAAGCCUGGCAGUCCUUGCAGUGCUUUGUGAUCACGGGGGCUCGCCCACCACUGGUGGGUACCUUGGAGCACUGCGGAGGCCUGAGGCUAACAGACUGGCUCUGCCCUCCGGAGGUUGCACUUCAGGGAGGAGACAGAUCUGGAGCAAGAGCUUACCCAUCUGCAGGAAGGGGAGAACUAUGGGGAGGUUGUGCAGGGGCAAAAUCCAGGCCAGGCUGGGGCGAGGGGGAUCGGGCAUAAGAAGAGGGCGGGGGGCAGUACAUUCAAAGGCGGGGAGGGGUUAGAGUGUGGCUGUCCCACCCAGACCACUGAGGACCACUGAGACCCCGGAACAGGCAAGCAGGAAGCAGGAGCUGAGAGCUGGGGCUCCAGGUGGGUGUUAGGGCUGCUCAUAGAGCCAGGUGUGGGUGGCCUGGGUCAGAGCAACUGCAGGACUCCCAGAGGAGGGCAGAACAGGAGCAUGGUGUGCUCAUCAGCCCGGUCACAGCACACAGCCUGUGGGGGGCACCCCACGGGGCUCCCCAACUCUCCCCAAGUCCCCACACCAACAUUACCACAGUCUGCUUAAGGUCUACACUUAAUGAUUCUUCUCCACUCAGUUGCCAUGAAUCUGUUGAUCCCAGGGUGUCCUGCCUGUUGGGGACUCAGGGACAUCACAACACAGGGGUCCUGGAGUCUGAGCUGUACGGGUGUGGACUGUGUCUGGUGUUCACCGGGGCCUCAUGCUUCUCCCCUUGAGCCCAGCAGGAGAGGGGGUGGCCCAAGCCUGUUCCUGGGUGGAAGUUGGCAGCUCAGCACCCCUGACCUCAAGGUCCCAAGCCAGUUGGACAGGGCUGUGCUUCUCCCCAUCUGCCUCCUCAAGCAGCUGAGAAGCCAGAAAGAGGCACAGGGUCCGUUCUCCCCAACUCACAGAUGGGAAGAUUUGAGGCCAUAGUCCCAGGGGCUACUUGAGGAGGAGCUGGGGCCCGCAGUGGGGAGUUGUACAUCUCACCGGACUCCAGGCCCUCUCCUGGGCACCACUUUCCACGUGGUGUGUUAAUGGCUGUGCAGUCCCCAUAGCUGUGUCAACAAAUCAACCAUCCACAGAGUCGGCACCACCUCCCAGAAACAGAUUAUAAAGUGGGAGCUCCUUGGGGUCCCGGGCUGGAGCCGAGGGGCUGGGGGCAGGAAUGGGUGGGGAUCUCUGCCUGCCAUGUGCACCCCCCCAGAGGGGUCUGGCCAGCCUGUGGAUCAGGGGAGCUGUGCUCAUCUCCCCAGGCCCCUCCUGGCUGUCAGACCUGGAGCCCCCUCUGGGAGGAAGAUGAUUUGGGAAGACAGCAUGGAGGGCUGGGAACAGGUGAUGGUGGGAGGAAGCCAGGCCCUGCUCAGUGCAGGCUGAAGUGAUAAUUGGGGCUUGGGGGCAAUGGGGAGCUGGGCCAAGUGACUAAAACGCUGGGCUGGGGCCGAGAGCCAGUCCUGGGGAGUGAAAGAAGGCCAAGAAAAUCAGAGCUCAAGGCCAAAGUGGGGUUCACGUUCAGGUGAGAUGCAGGGGCCAAGGGCUGAAGUGUGCCCUCUGGGUGUGGGCACUAGGUGGGAGGGGGAGGGUCCCCGGCCUGGAACCCUAGACCUCAGCUAUUCUCCACCCUGUAGGCUCUGGGCACCCCAUGCAGGGCAGGUGGGGGCUUAGGGUGUCCCAGGGGCUAGCUGCCCCUUUGAGAGGAGUCUGGGGGGUUCCUGGACCUGGGCAUCUGAGAAGGUUGAAGACCCCCCACCUCGCCCAGGCCUUCUUCCCUCAGCUCGGAUUCUACCAGGACCCAGAAAGCACCAGCACUCAGAGAGGGGCCAUGCUGCGCCCUCCACCGGGCACUGCUUUCCUCCCCUACCCCAGCUGUCCUCAGCCCGACUUCUCUCCCUUUAUCUUCUCUCCUAGAUGCGAUAGCUCCAUGUGCUAUUUGCACCUCCAAGCACUGAGUGCCGGCUCCACUUCCCUGGCAUCUUCCCAUUCACGAGCCUCUGGACAGCAUCAGUAUCCUGGCUGACAGGUGAGGAGGCAGGGAGUGGGUGAGCAGAACUCUUUUUUGGACAGACAAGACCAGGGGGUGAAGCGGGACUAACUUGUCCCUCCCCAACCCGCCUCCCGAGCAAGAAAACCUUUUCAACAAACAGGAGAAGCCAAGCAGGACUGAGCACGCCCCCCACCACCCCCCACCCCCGAACAUCUUUCCAAAGAGAGGCCUGACAGCUCAGUGGCGCAUGUCAGCAGCUCCAGCCCCCGUGAACGUCUGAACUCCUCAGCGGGGUAAUGGACCCCCUCCCUCCUCCCCACCGGAGACACAGCCUGAGUGGCAGGAAUACAGAUUCUUUGGAGAGUGGCUCCCCCUCAGCUCUGUCACGCAAGAACGCUCUCUGCACCGGAGCCCAUUCUGCCAAGUGACUUCAAGGGAUUAAAAAAAAAAAAAAAAAAAAAAAAACUUGGUGAAGAAAAGAGGGUAAAAGACACGCAGAAGCCUUUCAGAGGAGGUGGCCAACAGACAAAAGGGCAAAAGUUGAAAGAGGACAGUGAGAGGCCACCUGGGCAGGAUGGACCCCAGGCUCUAGGGCAUGCCUGGGGAGCAGGGGCCCAGAACCCCUUCAGGCUGCACGCAGGAGGCCCUGGCCUGCAGGGAGUGCCUCUACGGGCCCCUCGUGCCCACCCCUCACUCCAGGGGCAGAGGCCAGCUGUGCCUGAAGCCUACCGGACAGAGCAUGCGACGCCAGCCCUGCAGCCACGUGUGAGCUCCAGGAGCCCGGCAGAGCAGAGCACAGCGGGGGUCUUCCCCGCUCCCCGGGGGGGAGCCCCUAGCUCCACCCAAUACUCCAGCUCUGCAGCCUGCCCCUGAGUGCCGGGGCCACAGGGUCGGAAUGUGAGUGUCUUCAGGUCCACCUCAAGUGGAAGCAUCCAGAACAGAGACCCCAGCAGGCUCCGGGGCUGCAGCUCAGGAGGUGUUGAGACUCCAGAUCAGGCGGGGCCCGGCUCCCCCCAGCCAUCCACCAUGGUGGUGGCACACCCAGCCACCACCGCCACUACCACACCCAUUGCCACUGUCACAGCCACUGUCAUGAUGACCACGGCCACCAUGGACCUGCGGGACUGGCUUUUCCUCUGCUACGGGCUCAUCGCCUUCCUGACGGAGGUCAUCGACAGCACCACCUGCCCCUCAGUGUGCCGCUGUGACAAUGGCUUCAUCUACUGCAACGACCGGGGACUUACCUCCAUCCCUGCUGACAUCCCCGACGACGCCACCACCCUCUACCUGCAGAACAACCAGAUCAACAAUGCUGGCAUCCCCCAGGACCUCAAGACCAAGGUCAAUGUGCAGGUCAUCUACCUGUACGAGAAUGACCUGGACGAGUUCCCAGUCAACCUGCCCCGCUCCCUGCGGGAGCUGCACCUACAGGACAACAACGUGCGCACAAUUGCCAGGGACUCACUGGCCCGCAUCCCACUGCUAGAGAAGCUGCAUCUGGAUGACAACUCUGUGUCCACCGUCAGCAUCGAAGAGGAUGCCUUUGCCGACAGCAAGCAGCUCAAACUGCUCUUCCUGAGCCGGAACCACCUGAGCAGCAUCCCCUCGGGACUGCCCCGCACGCUGGAGGAGCUGCGGCUGGAUGACAACCGCAUCUCCACCAUCCCGCUUCACGCCUUCAAGGGCCUCAACAGCCUCCGGCGCCUGGUGCUCGAUGGCAACCUGCUAGCCAACCAGCGCAUUGCCGACGACACAUUCAGCCGCCUGCAAAACCUCACCGAGCUGUCACUGGUGCGCAACUCACUGGCCGCCCCACCCCUGAACCUGCCCAGCGCCCACCUGCAGAAGCUGUACCUGCAGGACAACGCCAUUAGCCACAUCCCCUACAACACGCUAGCCAAGAUGCGCGAGCUGGAACGCCUGGACCUGUCCAACAACAACCUCACCACGUUGCCCCGCGGCCUGUUCGAUGACCUGGAGAACCUGGCGCAGCUGCUACUGAGGAACAACCCCUGGUUCUGCGGCUGUAACCUCAUGUGGCUGCGGGACUGGGUGCAGGCGCGGGCGGCCGUGGUCAAUGUGCGCGGCCUCAUGUGCCAGGGCCCCGAGAAGGUCCGCGGCAUGGCCAUCAGGGACAUCACCAGUGAGAUGGAUGAGUGCUUCGAGACGGGCUCCCAGGGGGGCGCAGCCAACGCGGCUGCCAAGACCACGGCCAGCAACCAUGCCUCUGCCACCACACCCCAGGGCUCGCUCUUCACCCUCAAGGCCAAGAGGCCGGGGCUACACCUCCCUGACUCCAGCCUCGACUACCCCAUGGCCACAGGCGAGGGCGCCAAGACCCUGGCCAUCCACGUGAAGCCGCUGACGGCAGACUCCAUCCGCAUCACAUGGAAGGCCACACUGCCCGCCUCCUCCUUCCGGCUCAGCUGGCUCCGCCUGGGCCACAGCCCUGCUGUGGGCUCCAUCACGGAGACACUGGUGCAGGGGGAUAAGACAGAGUACCUGUUGACAGCGCUAGAGCCCAAGUCCACCUACAUCAUCUGCAUGGUCACCAUGGAGACCGGCAACGCCUACGUGGCCGACGAGACGCCCGUGUGUGCCAAGGCGGAGACGGCAGACAGCCACGGCCCCACUACUACCCUUAACCAGGAGCAGAAUGCGGAUGCCAUGGCGGGCCUGCCCCUGGCAGGCAUCAUUGGUGGUGCUGUGGCCCUCGUAUUCCUCUUCCUGGUCCUGGGGGCCAUCUGCUGGUACGUGCACCGGGCCGGCGAGCUGCUGACCCGAGAUCGGGCCUACAAUCGGGGCAGCCGGAAAAAGGAUGACUAUAUGGAGUCAGGAACCAAGAAGGAUAAUUCCAUCCUGGAAAUCCGGGGCCCCGGGCUGCAGAUGCUGCCCAUCAACCCUUACCGCGUCAAAGAGGAGUACGUGGUCCAUACCAUCUUCCCCUCCAAUGGCAGCAGCCUCUGUAAGGGCACACACACCAUCGGCUACGGCACCACGCGGGGCUACCGGGAUGGGGGCAUCCCUGACAUAGACUACACCUACACAUGAUGCCAGCCACGAGGGCCACCUCUGCCCCAGCUCCCGCCGCCUCCUCCCAGCGUGGCGACGCCGUGGCUUUGCCCAGCCCGCUGCCAUCCCAUAGAGCAAGGAAGAGAAAUUCCAUGAUGACUUUCUCAGCAGAAAGCAAAGUUUGGGAAGGGUUGAUGAUUUUAUAGAACACGACAGUGAAAAAAAAAAUUUUUUUUUUAAGAAUAGAAGGUAGGAGGGGGAUUUGACGUUGCUGAAGACAUAAUUUAUACCAAAUUAUGCCAGUUGGGGAGGGAAGAACUAAAAAUAAUAUGGCAGGAAGGGUUGGAUCAGUUUUUUUUUUUUUCCCUGAACUGGAAAGAUACUACCUGUACAGCAUCUGUGUACGCCUCAUGCUCUGUUUAGGGCCGUCACAAAAGAGCCGUCAGAGAGAACAGCCACCACUCGAAGCCCCCACGCAGCUCUCGCUCGCUGCCAGCUUCUCGCUGGCGACAACCACCGACAACGACAUGAUGGAAGGUUUUCAGGCUCCUCACAAAGGAGAAAGGGAAGAAAAAGAUCUUUUGCUAUGGAGAUAGUGUCCUGAAACCUCUUCCCCGUUCUUUCCAUAGCAUUUCCCUUACAGAUUUGCAGAAAGAGCACGCCUUUCAUUGCAUUCUUUGAACAAUGGUGUAGUCAAUUAAAAAAGCAAACUUUCUUUUUCCUAUACCAAAACCCUCGUCAGUUCCAUGCACCGCACUCAGCACUCGGUGGAAGCCCCAGGGGAGCUGCGGUUUCCCAGCCACUCGGAGGUGCAUCUACCUCCCUGUUGAUCUCUAUGUCGUGUCUCUCAAUACAGAUGGGUAGAUAGAGCCACAUAUACGGUCCUUUCUACUUCUUGGGUCAGUUCAUACAAUUUCCUGAGACAAUAGAGUCAUGAAAAUGUUGCUUUCUCCUAGAAAUCACUGAGUAAGUAGUCAAAGCGUGUUGGGGGAGGGUUUGGGAUGGGGGACAAUGCUGUUUGUAAAGGCACAGGUGUCUCUGUCCCAGUCGGGUGGCCAGGGAGACCCCGGGAAGGGGGUGCUCUCAGCUCAACCCUAUCUCAGGUUGGCCAGAGCUGGGCCAGAAUCCUUUCUGAUACAGAGAAAAGCUUUCUUUGACUGCCGAUGUCCUUGUGUCUCUCCCCGCCACCCUCCAACUCCCAACACACAGAUGCAGUCACCUCAGCAGUGACUUUCUGUUUCCUCUGUGCUGUAUGCUUCCUCCCGGGACAGGUAAUUGGCACAGGGACUUUUUUUUUUUAAAUCAGCUGAUUAGACCUAAUGGUUUCCAUGGCUGCUUAAACAAAGCCCAGAAAAAGACAUGAAAAUUCUCAGAAGAGCCCUGGGAGACAGCAGCAGCCCCCCAAACGCAGAGCACUCGGCCGCACCCGCCCCUGGCACUCUGCUCUGGAGAGGGAAGACCAGACCUCCAGAGAUGCCAGCUCCAAAAGGGUACUGACCAGUGCCCUCAGGAGAAUCCUGGUUUUAUUUCCUCCCCCUGGAACCCGUGUGGCCAUCAUUUAUCAGCUGGCAGUGUGGUGUGGUGGGCCAUGAGAUUAAAACAAUAAUGAAAGGAUGACAGCAAAGCUGGAAGGAAGGGAGGAGUGGUGCCUGGGGUUCCGUGGUCUCCUGCAUCCCUGGCCCUCGGGGAGCUUGGGCCACCACCCAUCAACGUGCCACCAGUGUGGCACCAGGGAAGAGCAUGUCAGAGACACUGGCCCGAGGGCAGGGGAGGUCAAGAAGGCAGCUGGCUUCUGGUGGUGGUUUCAAAGGCCUCAAAAGCUUUGCCAAAAGCCGAAGUCUGGAAGCAUAUGCUGGCCAGAGGUCACAGGGCUGCCAGGACAGGCAUGAAAAGAUGUGAUGGCCCCUUCAGGGAAUGGCGGGGUCGAAAGGAAUAGCCACAGGACUGUGCAAGUAGGGUGGAGAAGAGGCACCCCCCAUCCUCCAACGGGAACCUGGCUCCCCCAAGCCUUCGGUGGAGGCGCGAGGCAUGGACACACUUCGCUCCAAACUAAACCUUCCCCCAACUUGGCCCACUUGAAUCAUUUUCUCGUUCAAUGAGAUCAGGAGAGAGAUUUUGCCAAGCCUUAAUUUUACGUCUCUGUGGAGGUUGCCUCACUUUGGCCUCAGGCACCCCUGAUACAAGCCGCUAGGGCAGCUUGGAGAGGAGCAGAGGAUGUGAGAGGAUGUGGGGCAGUGGCUCAGGAAGAGGGGGGAGGGAAAGAAGCCCGAGGUCUCCUCUCUCACAGCACCACCCAUGCCUUCUGCUGGUGUCCCCGUCACCACAGCCCCCAAGUUCCCACUGCCUACAAGCUUGGUGCCCCCUGAUCUUAAUCUGUCCUCCUUUCUUCUCCUGACACCAGGAGGGGGUCAAAUCAUCCCCUUAGAGGUCAGGAAGGCAUCUGGGGAACAUCAGGUGGCCCUGGAGUCAGUGAAGGGUAGAAAGGCCUCAGGCCUCCGUGAUCCCCGCAGCACAGGGCAGGCCAGGCCCACCUGGGCCUGAGGACAUAGGGGUCUCCUGCUCCCCUGGGGGGCUCAGGCAGGAGCUCACGGUGGGUGGGCUCUCUGCAGGCAUCCUCCUGCCCUGUGAGAGCUGAGGAUAGUGGGUCUGCUCUUGCCUUUCCUGCCCUCAGCAUCAGACAUCCCCCCCUGGAGUCCUUUCUGAGCACAAGCUCCCGAACAUCUGUCGUCACCUCACAGCUCCCCAAGCCAAGGAGGGGACCUGAAGCCAGGGUCUCCUCUGCAGCCCUGUCCUCUCCUGGUCCAAGUCCUCUGAGUGUCCUCAUAACACAAGAAUAGAGAUGCAGCAGGGUGCCCAGCCUCCCCCAGCUCCUGAUGGACAAAGUGAGGACAGGGCCCUGGAAGACAAGCCCGGCACCCAGGCCACCACUUCUGUCUAGCAUCUCCCUUCUCCGGGCAGCCGACCUGACCCCGGCAGCCUCUAACUAGCCAGAACAACCUUGUUGGCCUCCGUGUUGAUGAGUGUAUUUUGUGGCAUUUAUAGCAGGUUUUAAGUUUAAAAGAAAAAAAAAAAAGAGCCCAUGACACUUCUUUGGUUAAGUGGUUUACCCUUCGUAAUUAGAUGUGGUGAUUAGAAUCUCUUUUCUAUUACAUGGCAAUUUUGCUUUAAAUUUCCCCUAAAAGAGAGAGAGAGAGAGAAGGGGGAGAAAAGGCAAGGCAGGAGGGGAGGCAGCAGGGCCAGGUGAGUCAUUUGCAUUUUGCGAAUGAGGCCUCUUGUAAGCUCAGCUCAGGCGUGGGGCCCAAUGUAUGGAAUGCUUAAGAGAUUACUAAGAAUAAAAUCUAUUAAUUAGUCAUACUCAAUUCCGCAGACAUGAUGUGCAUCAAAAGCUUCUUUUCUUCCUCUUUCGCCUUCCCUUUUCCUGAGGCCUCCCCGAGGAAGGCUCCAUCUUCUGUAAAUUGGCUCCAGCUUCCUGGGCCGCCUCCACAGGAACAUAGUGGUCACAUGGCUGACUUGAGGGCCUUCCCACCCAGAGUGGGGUGCCAGGUCUGGGGGCAGGAGCGGGGACACUGGCCCUUUCUGGCUCCAAGUGACACUGGCAGGGGAGGGACCCCGGCUAGGAAGACGGCCUGGCUGGGGCUGGUGGAGAGGCCAGGCUUCCCCAACUAGAGCCCAGAGCCCAUGGCUGCCUUGGGCCUCAUCUCCUUCCCUCCUCCUCCUUCCCUUAGGGGUCCAGGGAGGCCCACCAGGAGCAGCACUUGAGGAGGGAUCAGGAAGGGUUUCCAGAGAGGCAGAGGGAAAGCAUGUUUUGUAAAUCCACAGCCUCUGUUACCCCUUCUGCAAAGUGGAGGCUGGGCUGAAGCAGGAGUCUGGCUUCAGAGAAGCCAGAAAAGCUGGAAGCUCCAAAGACCAAGUAAGGGCUCCUCCCUUCCACUGAUUCUGGAAGGUGCUCGCUGAUCCACAGCAGGUGAUGGAGGCCCAGGUUGGGAGGGACAGGCCAGGUGAGGAUCCCUGUGGGGUCUGAGGUGGCUGACGGGGCCUGGAGAAGCACCGGGCAGCAUGCCCAGGAUGCACCUGAGCCUCCCUCCUUCACUUUCUUGGAGCCGAGGCAGGAGGAGAGGGCACCUCCCCCAGCCCGCCAGUGGCAGCUCAAGUCCCAACGCCAGCCCUCUCUACUCCAGAAAUCUGCUUCUUGCAGAACACACCAGGGAGGAGGACGGGGCUUCUGAGCCUCAAGCUUAUGAAAAAUACAACAAGGAAAAUUGGAUGCGGCAGACAGGGAGCAACGGGGCUGGGGAGACAACCAGGAGAGAGCUGGGGUGUUUGCUGGAAGAGGGGUCCUGGGGUGCCCAGUGGCCUGCAUCCCCAAGGACAGGACCUUGCUUUCAGGGCCAGGAAGGAGCACAGCCAGCGUCAGCUGUGGGGGACCUGCAUGCUCACGUCCCCUCCCUGAGCUCAGAUCAGUUGCAGGUGAUGGGCGGAGGCCUGGCGCUGGAUCAGUGCCAGGGUGAGUGCUAACAAGCAAUUCACAGCCCUGCACAGGCCUUCCAGAAGGCAGACAGAGGAGGCAUCUUUUUUCUUAAAGAGGCAUAAAAAGGCUCAAAAAUGCAAAUCAUUACCGUUUACAACCAAGCGAGUCUGCUAAAUUGAUUAGAAGAGAUUAAACUCCUUGGAGGUGAAAGGAAAGGGGGAUUUUUUGCAUUUUACAAACCUGCCCCCAGUGGCAGUGUGCAAAGCAGGGAUUUUCCAGCCUGGCUCGAAGGCUGCCCCUGCACAGCCCCCAGGAGGAGCCGGGGGUCUGCGAGGCUGACACCGCACAGGCCAGAGCACUCAGAAACAGGCUGGGCUGGACGGAGCCUGGACUCAAGCACUGUUCUCAGGGAAGGCAGUCCUGCCUCAAUCACGUGCCUUGUGCUCAGACCUUGGGGACAGGGAGGGUUCCAGGGCCCACACAGGUCAUUCAGGAGCUGUCCCAGCCCCCAGCAGGGACUCCCCCACCCCCCCUCCAGAUUCUGUCUCCCUUUAGGGGUGAAGAGCAAGGUGAAGUAGCUGAUCUAGUCACUUAGUAAGACUCUAGAUGUGCUUUUCUGCUUCCUUUCUGUCCCGGGGUAGGUCUGUGAUUCAUUCCCUAUGGCCAGUGAAGGAGAGCAGGACCAACUGGAAAGGGAAAACUGAAGGUCAGGGAAGAGAAACUCAGCCAGCAAAGGAAUCAGACAGUGAGCUCUCUGUCACCAGGAGCAUUCAAGUACUUGAUGGGGAUAUGGCAGAUCUUUUCCACCCUUAGCCAAGGCCUGGUUCUUUGACUAAAAGAUCCUGGUUCCUACCCUUACUGUAUCAUCCCCCAGGACCCUGUAAGGAGCAUAUCAAGAGAUGUUUACUGCGCUGCUCAGAAUGACCAGUAUCCCCUGAAAAUCCUGGGUCAGUGCAGGCACACACAGCUUGUGCCACCAGAGAUGCUGCAAAAUGCCCAUCCUCGGUGUCCAAGAGGCAGCGGGAGGGGAAGCACAGACACGCUCAUUCCAUCCUAGAGUCUGGUCAGAGGGUCCACCACCCACUGUACUGGUCCCAGGCUCCCCCCCCCACCUGCUGCGUGCCCCCGGCUACCCGCCCCCAUGCCCUGCCGCACUCCACACUCAGCGCUGCUGCUGGCUCUAUCCAUCCUUCCCAGCCAGGUUGACGGCUGCCUGGGGCAUUUUUCACUCUGUUUUCAAGCAUUUACCAUUUCUUUUGAAAUGGUCCAAGUACUUGCCUGAAAUACCCACACUUGCUUCUUUAAAAACACUCAGAAAAAGAUCCCCUUGGCUCUUGAGUCCCCUCCCACCUCCCCUCACUCUGCAUUUUAAAUAUAUUGUUUCUCUAGAUUCGGAAGUUCUAUUGUCACUGGGGUCAGGCCAGCUUCUCACCACCAAGUGGGUGUGCAGGUGUGCCCCGAGAGCCCGAAUCUGUGGGGCAAGGCCAGCCCUUUCUUCACGUCACCACCCCUGAAGACACUGUGCGCAGGCCAGACCUUCAGUCUCCCUGCUGGAGACCACUGUCACUGCCCCCUCCCAUGUCUCUCCUAAAAAUGUCCAGCUUGUGCUAGGAGAGCAGUGUGGGCAUGAUGAGGGCACACAGCUGCCUGUGGAGGGCUGACCGGGCCCCCACUUCCUAGCAAAGCUAGCCCCUAAGGCCCCUGUGGCCACCACAGUGCCCUGACCCCUGUCUUUCCCACACUGCCCCCAUCUCCACCUGAAAACCCAAAAGCCGGAGUUUCGGAGAGUCCUUGUGGGAAGGUCCUUGCUGUCACCACCCCUAAAUCUCUUUUAUGGCCAUCAGGGUGAGCAGCCACCCUGGCAAGAUGCCAGGUCCCUGUGCUCCUCUGUGCUGGGUCACACAGAGGAGUUCUAGCUUCUCUUUUCUGAGUCUCCCUUCACUUCUUGUCCUCCUCAUUUGCUGUCUGCCCCCUUGGGCUCGUGCAAAGAGCCUAGGCAGAUAUGUUGGCAAUGGCCUUCCUCCUAUCCUGCACCUGCCUCGCCAGCAGCCAGCCCAGAGAGGGGCUCCUCUCAGUGGCUUUUCCUCCCAGAAGCCUCUCACUCUGCUGUCCUUUGGACCCACUGAUCACCAGCUGUGAGCCUGAGGGGCAAAUCCAGCCAUUGGGCAAGAUCUAACAGCAAGCUUGGGUGACUCAGUUUCCUCUCUCCGAGCUGAGCCUCACGCGGGUAACGAGAAGGGCAGAGAACUGGGUGUCUCAACUUGUCUGACACUCCCAUCCAAAAUCCUUGCUCCCAGAGCCACUCACCUGGAAGAACUAACCAGGCUUUCUCCUCAAGACAGAAAACCAAUGCAACUGGAACCUGACAAUCAAAGCAGAAGCAGACAUGGGGCUGCCACAUGCUCACCUCCCUUGAGCCAGACCAUCUGGGGCACCUGUCACCUGCCCCAUGCAGGGCACAUGUUCAGAGCAUGGCUGGUCCAGUUUUCGAAAGGUUCUGGAUACCCAGGAGGAAGGCACAAACCUCUGAAACUGGCCUUAGGGUUUUUUUUUUGUUGUUUGUUUUUGUUUUACUCAACCCAGCUGAGAAACCCACCCUGGUGUCCAGGGCCACCCACCAGGCUGCAGCAUGGGGGGAUUCUUUGGAUGGAGGGCCCUGGUGCCUUCCAGCUCAUAAAGAGAUGCUGAGAGUGGUGGGGAGGAAGCCAAAUAGCCCAGCAUUGGAGGUUUGUCAUCUGACAGGGAGAGAGAUGGCAGGUUGGGGGAGGCUGUGGGGUUGCGAAUGCAGGUGAGCCAGAGAGAUGGCUCGGGGGCCUGGUUCAGCUACAGGAGUGGACACCUGCUAAUUAUGAAUGUCACCAGGCAGGUGUGAACAGGGAGGUAAAGGAAAAAAGUAAAGAAACCCCACGCAUAAGCACUGCAGAGUGAACAUUUUUUUUUAAGAGCCACGGACAGCAAUUCCCUCUUGGGAUGUUAAAAGGUUGUUUGUAUCUCAUUUGGUAUUGUAAAGAUUUCUGGAGCCACUCAGGCUUCACUCAGUGGGAUCUAUUUCCAGCAGUCUAAGGAGGAGGCAGCCCAGGAGAGAUCCUUGGCGGACCCUGGAGAAUGAAGUGGGGGUCCCUCUGCUGCAGAAGGCAGGGUUCCCAGCCAAACAAUAGCUAGGGGAUGGGGAGGGGAGGCCGGCCCCAUGACCAAGGCCCCUCUGUCUUCCUGGUACCCUGGGCUUCCCCUGAGCCCUGGCCUUCCUCGCCUGCUGAAUCAGCCCUGUGAGGCCACUCGGCCGCCAGUUCCUUGUCUUUUUUUCCUUUUUCUCUGAAAGGUAAAGCAAUCUCUCGGGGGUCUGAGUGAUGGGACGACUCCCACUGCUGCCUGCUGCCAUCUGAAACCCGGGCCUGCCUGCCUCACUCCCCACCUCACCACCAGACAGGGGUUUUCAGAAAACCAAGACACACAAACACCCACCACGACGACAACACAAACCAAAGUGCACUGCGAACCGCCCUUUGGCCUCCUUGUAGGUGCCUUGAAACUUCAAUGUUGAGAUGAAUGUGAUUAACUAUUUGGUCCUUUUUUUCUGUUUGUCUGUUUUCAUAUAAAAUGUCCAAGUCCACUUUCCUUGUCCUUUCUUGAAAUAAAUAGAAAGAUUUAACUUUUACAGUCAUCUUGGCUACUGACUCGGCUUGGGGUCUGGUGUGCCAGGGGCCAGGUGUCUG
Nyctereutes procyonoides (raccoon dog) is the source of this 16156-nucleotide messenger RNA. RefSeq names its product fibronectin leucine rich transmembrane protein 1 (gene FLRT1). Gene Ontology annotation, molecular function: protein binding. Bases 5990 to 8014 code for a protein of 674 amino acids. The transcript is spliced from 3 exons. The record is from RefSeq and is a predicted model, not a curated record. Lineage: Eukaryota; Metazoa; Chordata; Mammalia; Carnivora; Canidae.